This is a messenger RNA of Umbelopsis ramanniana AG, 1767 nucleotides long. RefSeq lists its product as uncharacterized. Gene Ontology annotation, molecular function: sphingosine-1-phosphate phosphatase activity. The transcript has 10 exons. The record is from RefSeq and is a predicted model, not a curated record. Gene Ontology annotation, cellular component: endoplasmic reticulum membrane. The coding region runs from base 132 to 1583 and encodes 483 amino acids. Lineage: Eukaryota; Fungi; Mucoromycota; Umbelopsidomycetes; Umbelopsidales; Umbelopsidaceae.
AAGAAUAAUCCAAAUCAAGGGUCAAUGUCAACUGAUUUUGAAUCGUCACGUCAUGGAGAUGUGGAACGGAAAAAUGAAAAAAAAGAAGUCCUCGUCGCAAUAUUUGAGGCCAUCCUUCUCUUUUUCCACACAUGCCUAAAAAGGUCUUUAAAACCAUCUCGGAUGAUAUAGAUGCCGGGCUACAUGACGACCGUCUAUACGACAAAGCCUUACAUCCAUGGCGUGCUCGACUCAGAAGAAUAAUGCUACCCCUCAUCCGUAUGGAAACGCCUUACAUUGCUGCGUUCCAGAAUAAAAUACGAACUCCAAUGCUCGAUGUCUACUUCCUAUGGACAGCCAACCUUGGCACGCAUACCUUUUUCAUGAUAUUCCUACCCUUGCUCUUUUGGUUCGGCUAUCCUCAAUUAGGCAGAAGCUUGGUAGCCGUUAUGGCAUUUGGAGUCUUCUGGUCUGGUUUCAUCAAGGAUUUUAUGUGUUUACCCCGACCAUUAUCACCGCCCGUUCAUCGUCUUACCAUGUCUUCCUCAGUUGCACUGGAAUACGGAUUUCCUUCCACUCAUUCCACCAAUUCGAUUUCCGUUGCCCUGUUCUUAAUGGCCUGGAUUCAGGAGCAUGUAUCACCAGACGAUCCCUUCCGAUUGCCAGGACUUAUUACACUUAGCGUCUAUGCCGUCAGUGUUGUGUUCGGACGAAUCUAUUGUGGCAUGCACAGUAUCACCGACCUUCUCGGUGGUGCAGCUCUCGCCUAUGUCCUAUACUGGUUCCAUUGGACAUUCCGUGCACAAUUCGAGGAAAUUGUUACUGGCGACUCAUAUUGGAUUUUCCUUUCGAUACCAUUGCUCUUUUUAAUGGUUGGCAUCCAUCCUGAUCCUAUAGAGCGAUGCCCCUGUUUUGAAGAUAGUGUUUGUUUCUUGGGCGUCUUGAUCGGUUUAUUACCUGCUAGUUGGGUAACUGCACACUCCUCUUACCCUCAGGCAGCAUUUGGUAUUGUGUCAGGAUCCCGCACAGCGACUGGCUCUACUGUAUUUUUGAUAUCGAUUGUCAAAGUAGUUAUUGGCGUUGCCAUAUUGUUUACAUGGCGUAUGGCCUGUAAAACUGUUUGUUACUUCAUCUUGCCGCCCAUUUACCGAGCAUUCAACUUGCCUCAUAGAAAGUUUGAAAUCGGUGCCAGAACAUACAAAAACUUGAGACAUGCUAGCAUUCAUCCUGUUCCAUCUGUACUAGACUUGAGGGGGCUCACAUCCAGUGUGCAAGCUUCAGAUCAUGUCGGUAUUCAGUCUGGUAUCGACUUGCACGAAAAGCGAGUGUUUGAAGCUCGUCACCGCUUCCAGAAUAAUAUAGACGAGAAGGUUGCAAACACACCUUCCACCCCAACCCUUGUAGCUACCGCCUUGCGAGAUAAGAACACCACGGAUGACUAUGAUCCAAGCUCACUCCUUAUUGUCGAGGACUCUCCCUUGAGAUACGACGUAGACAUUGUCACCAAACUAAUUGUGUACGCUGGUAUCGGUGCUUUAGCGGUCCAUGCCAUCCCCAUCCUGUUUGAAGUGACAGGAAUGGGAUUGGAUGCAGGACGGCAGUAGAUUCAGCCCCACUACCAAAUACUUAUUCCCACUCUAAUGUGCUUUAUCCAAGCAUUUUCGUUUCAAACUAGUACCACAUUUUUUCUUUCUGCCCUGUAUACUCUAUAGCUUUUCCAGCAAUGGCCUAAUCUUCCGUUUUUUCCUUGAAAAUUAAUAGCUUCCCACAAUAAUAACAGACUAUUUC